GAGUCUAAAGGGAAAGCCGCACUACCUGACAGACCAAAGAUUGAUGAGGCUCAGUUAGAAGGGAUGACAGAGGAAGAUGCUGAUAUGAUGAGAACUAUGGGAUUUGCUGGUUUUGAUUCAACUAAGGGAAAACAAGUAGAUAACAAUAAUAUAUAUGUAGCUAAACUACAGCAGAAACGACGUUAUAGACAAUAUAUGAACAGACGGGGUGGCUUCAAUAGACCACUGGACUUUAUUGCCUGA
Messenger RNA from Lottia gigantea (owl limpet), 243 nucleotides. RefSeq lists its product as hypothetical. The transcript has 2 exons. Gene Ontology annotation, cellular component: precatalytic spliceosome. Lineage: Eukaryota; Metazoa; Mollusca; Gastropoda; Lottiidae. The record is from RefSeq and is a predicted model, not a curated record. Gene Ontology annotation, biological process: RNA splicing. The annotation marks the transcript as partial.